AGCGAGCCCCUGUUUCACCCUCUGCCCCCGGGACGUACGAGUAGGCGAUCGCUGGACUAUCGAGGUGGAAGAGAUCGGUACGCCGAGGAACAUGUCGACGCGGCUCGGGAUGCUGGUGCACCUGCUUGUACUACUGGCCGGCACUGCUGUCGUCGUUGCCGGAGACUCGGCCGACUCGAGGGAGGACUGCAAGCGGCGUACGGCCACGUGUUCGGCGGACGCGUCAAAAAAUGGCCCCGUCUGCGGUACCGAUGGGGUAACCUACCCGAACCACUGCAGGCUCGUGGCAAAGCAGUGCAGCACCGGCAACGCCAUCCACGUGAAGCACACCGGUGCCUGUCCAGAUAGGCCAGCGUGCCUGUCGGCCCGAGCGGCAGCGCGGCCGGGCGAGAGGAUAGUGUGCAGGCCGGACGGGACGUACGCCCCGAUGCAGUGCCACAAGGAGACGGGGCAUUGUUGGUGCGUGACGGCCCAGGGCCGGCCUCUGCCCAACACGUCGGUGCGGGAUUCCCGGCCACGAUGCAACCGUAUGGUGGCCGCCGCGGCCGCGGAGAGGAAAAACGGCCUGGCCCUCAUGCAGCCCGAGAGGGCCCAGAGGCGCCGCUCGCCCACGCGCAACCAGAGGAGGCAGUACAGCAACAGGCACCGCGCCACCUGCGACCGGGCGGACAAGGCGAGGUUUAACGGGAACCUCAUCGAUAGCUUCAAGAUCGAGUACCGGAGAACCAACGCGUCCUCGGCCCUCGAAGACGUGGACAAGAACGUCGAGCGCGUGCUGUCGUGGAAGUUUGUGGGUCUGGACAGAGACGGCGAUGGUUUUCUGGACCGCGGCGAGUACAAGGAGCUCCGGAGGCUGGCCAAGAAGGCCGUGAGGCCGAAAAAGUGCGCGAGGACCUUUGCCCGUAGCUGCGAUCUCAAUCGAGACCUCAAACUCUCGAGGCAGGAGUGGGGCGCAUGUUUGGCCAACGACUUUACGCACGAUCGGCUGGCGGUCCCUCCGGCCCAUCGCAUCCGGGCUACGGACCAAGUACUAAAGGGUAGUCCAUCACCCGUGCUCGCGCGACCAACUUUCAAUGACGACCCGCCAGAGGCGACCGACGAUACGGACGCCAAUGAUUGUCUAUCGGACCGGAGAUCGGUUCAGGAAGACCAGAGGAACGACUCGCAGGAAAAAUUCUACCUGCCCGAGUGCACGCCCGACGGCAGGUACGACAAGGUGCAGUGCUACUCUGGCUACUGCUGGUGCGUCCAUCAGGACACGGGCAAACCGAUUCCCGGCACCUCCUCCCAGGAUCAGACGCCAAACUGCACUCCCGUUCCUGCGCCCGUACGCCCCAUGAAAGGCUGUCCAGAAGUCAAGAAGCAGCAGUUCUUGCGCGACCUCAUGGAGGUGAUGCAGCAGAAAAUGAAAGCGUCGAGCUCGGACUCGGAUGAGGCAACGGACAAUUGGCAGGCGUCCAAGGAGGAGCGCGUCGCGACCUGGCACUUUGUCAUGCUCGACAAGAACAAGAACAAGGUUUUGGAGCGCAAAGAGUGGAAGAGCUUCCGAGUGAUGGUGGCGAAUAACCGGCAGCUUCGCAGGUGCGGCAAAAAACUGCCGAGGUACUGCGACGUUAACAACGAUCGUAAGAUCAGUAUGACAGAGUGGCUGAGUUGUCUCAAUUCCCAGCGUCCUGUUACGGCCGAGAGUUCAACGGAAAAGAUCGCGACGUUGAAGCCCAGAAGAAUGGGACCCAACCCCCUAGACCAGUUCCUCAACGAUGAUGACUAGGAAAAAAAUAAAAUAAAUAAUAAAACAAACAGAUAAACAUUUAUAUAAUAAUGAAAGGUUUAAAGAACUCUUUGAAGAUUUCAAUCAUGUGAUAAGACGACCGAAAGUGUGGCCUGGCACUGGCUUACCAAAAGUC
This is a messenger RNA of Copidosoma floridanum, 1907 nucleotides long. RefSeq names its product SPARC related modular calcium binding-like protein magu (gene magu). NCBI's taxonomy places the organism in Eukaryota, Metazoa, Arthropoda, Insecta, Hymenoptera, Encyrtidae. The record is from RefSeq and is a predicted model, not a curated record. Gene Ontology annotation, cellular component: basement membrane. Gene Ontology annotation, biological process: extracellular matrix organization. Gene Ontology annotation, molecular function: calcium ion binding; heparin binding; protein binding.